UCCCAGUGUGAAGCUGACAUGGUGUCCAUGGACCAGUUGAGGGCCCGGACGGACUCCGACGGCACCGAGCUAAGACGGCGUGUACGCGAGGGCUUCCUGUCUCUCCGUAAUGUCCUGCUAGACCAGGAGGCAUUGCUGCUCUCACACCUGGACAACCUGACCUCCAGCACCUGCAGCGGAGCCAUUGACUUCCUCCAGACCUCUGCCCCACUCCUGGGCUCCCUGACUGGGCUGGAGAUGAUCUCUGAACAGGCCCUCCUGGAGCCCAACACCGUGGCCUUCCUGACCGGGGCCAUGGCUCUAACCCAGCGGCUGCAGAGGGUCAACGGGGACAUUCAUCGCCCUGCCCUGACUCUCCAGCAGGGGGAGCCCUUCAAGGGGGUGAAGAUGGACUUUGAUGCCCUCUUUAGGGACCUGCAGGCCCUGCUGGGGACCCACCUCCACUGGAAGAGCCCCGAAGUGGCUGCAGUGGUUUCUGUGGCGACCAGCAUGGAGGCAGACGUUUUGGAGGGGUGCUGCGAGGUGGUGCAGCUGCCGUCAUGCCCAGGGACCCCCACCGCUCCCUGAAUGACUCACCCCGAAGCCCCCAGACCCCCAGGAACCACAGGAAGCUGGUGAUGGAGGAACAGCUGGGCCUGUCAGCUGGGGACUGCAGCGAUAAGGAACGCUAUCUGCUGCCCAGGCCCCCCAUCAUCUACCAGCACAUCGUCAGUGGAGCCACUGUGGAGAUCUUCUGGAUGCUGCCCAUGGGCGAGGAGGUGGAGACCUUUGACAUCCACUUCCAGGAUGCUGUUACCGUGGGGAUGGCCAUGGAGGAGGGGAAGGGAGUGGUCCUGGUGGGGCUGAAGACAUGCAACCUGCAGACGGCCGGGCUCUGCCUAAACACACACUACCUGUUCCGGGCACGCUCUGUCAACAGCCACGGGGCCGGGGAGUGGAGCUCCUCCUACA
Molecule: messenger RNA, 951 nt
Organism: Oncorhynchus nerka (sockeye salmon)
Lineage: Eukaryota; Metazoa; Chordata; Actinopteri; Salmoniformes; Salmonidae
Exons: 2
Coding region: 19-567 (182 amino acids)
Source: RefSeq, a predicted model, not a curated record